This is a messenger RNA of Hermetia illucens (black soldier fly), 3574 nucleotides long. RefSeq names its product retinal homeobox protein Rx. The transcript is spliced from 7 exons. The record is from RefSeq and is a predicted model, not a curated record. Bases 275 to 2569 code for a protein of 764 amino acids. Gene Ontology annotation, biological process: positive regulation of transcription by RNA polymerase II. Gene Ontology annotation, molecular function: DNA-binding transcription factor activity, RNA polymerase II-specific; RNA polymerase II cis-regulatory region sequence-specific DNA binding. NCBI's taxonomy places the organism in Eukaryota, Metazoa, Arthropoda, Insecta, Diptera, Stratiomyidae.
CAGCGGUCUUUCGCCUGCAGCGUGGCUAGUUCCGGGCCCUUUGUAAGUGAGUUGACGCCGGCCAAGUGUUUCUUAACCCGUUCCGAAAACAAUAGAAUUGUGUCAGGUUGGGAAGCGAGUGGGUGGUGCUCGCCCAUCCAGUGUUCCGUGUCCCGCGUGUGCGGUGCGUCCUGUACAAGCUACGCCAGAAUACUCUCAACGACGAAUUGGCAAAAUCAAACAAUUGUUCGCGUUACAAAGUGGCGCCGCGUGUGAAAACGAAGCCGACAUUUGCAUGAAAAUGGAUAUUAAAACUCCGGUCACGGAAGUGCAGAAGCAAACUUUCCAGCACCUUGUCGAGAAAAUCGUAGCUAACAACAACAAGUUCCCGCCGAAGGAAAUCGAGAGUUUCCGCCAUUUAUUAGAGAACAUCCGCGACACCAAGAAUUUCCAGACCAUAAUGGAGAAAUUCAAAUCCGUGGAAAGCUUGGAGAGCAGCCUGUCCGACGAGAUCUCCCGAGAAGAUGCUGAACUGUGCUACAAGGAUGGUUCUCGGAAAUUUGGUUCAAGUUGUCAAACGAUUACGCCACGGCAUACUAUAGACGCAAUCCUAGGGCUGAAAAAUAGAACGGAGGAAAUUGAAGGUGAAUUGAAUGAUGCUACCGAUCUUCGUUGUCCACCAUUAAACCACAUUAGAGGAGCUGACAAUCACCAACCACUGAACAACGGCAAGAAUCACCUAAAUCACGCACUAAGUCAAUUACAUUCACAUUCCGACAAAUACAAUCACUUUAAUUACUCGGCACAUUUCAAGACAACGGCCGAGAGCGUUUCUCCAUCGUCAUCGUCUAUGACGGGCCCUGGAUGCCUUCUUGCCGCCCCGCCAAUGACUCUCGAUCAGGCCAAUAAUCCUGACUUGGAAUACAGCAGCCACCCCGCGACGGCGACAGCUUUACACGAGGCAAAUCAAAGGGAAAUCGCCGCUGGUUCCAAGUUCUUUGCAGACUCCAGCAACUAUAGAAGCACCUGUGAUAAUGAUUUUGGAAGACGACCAGGUAUAGAGAAUGAAGACCAGGCCAAAAGCCUGAGGGGGAGUGCCACCAGUUCUUAUUAUGAGGAUAAUGCCCAAGAUUACGACGACUCAAUGUCCGCGAAUGGUGAUAUCAGCAAGGACCUAGUUCAAAUGCCGCCCACAUCACUGAGUUCUUGUCUGGGAACAAGCUCCGCGCCACAAAUGUUAUCAGCAGGCGUGAAGAGAAAAGCGUUCGAUGACCUUGAAGACCGCGCGACCAGCAAUGAGUCGGCAGAAUCGCACGUGAAACAUAAUUUUGAAUCCUAUAUGAAACCUUUUGAGGGAAUCCGCGCUCGUAAUUUCGAGGAUAUGCAGCCACAACAGCAACAACAAGGCGAUUUGCAUCAUCAGCAUCUCCAACAAAAUGCUCUUCAGCACCACUUACAAACCCAGCAUCCACAACAACAAAGAACUGCAACCACCGACGAUUACCGGCUGAAUUCGAUGGAUCAAUCAGAUCGCAUUAAUGACAAUGAAAGUAUUAUGAAUGGCAGCUGCGCAUCCAGCGAAGAGCUCAAUCAGACUAACUCCAGUGAGCAAGGCGAAAAAAUCACUUCGGGAAGUGACGAAGAAGGAACCCAAGCUCAAGAUGAUAACUGCUCUAAGAAAAAGCACCGACGGAAUCGAACCACAUUUACAACGUACCAACUUCAUGAGCUGGAACGAGCGUUCGAGAAAUCACACUAUCCUGAUGUUUACUCGCGGGAGGAGCUCGCAAUGAAAGUCAACUUACCAGAAGUGAGAGUGCAAGUUUGGUUCCAAAAUCGGCGUGCAAAAUGGCGGCGUCAAGAAAAAUCGGAAAGUUUGCGACUCGGACUCACCCACUUUUCACAGCUUCCUCAUCGGUUAUCGUGCAAUGGCGCAAGUCUCCCGGUUGAUCCAUGGCUCUCGCCUCCGUUACUCUCAGCACUACCAGGAUUCCUUUCGCAUCCGCAAACAGUAUAUCCCAGCUAUUUAACCCCACCCCUUAGUCUGGCGCCAUCUAAUCUUUCAAUGAGCUCGCUAGCAAUUGGACAUCCGAGUGGACCACAAAAUUUACGUAUCUCGCCGCCAAGUAUGGCCACAAUGCCACCACAAUUAAAUGUUCCAGCAGGGAUGCGACUGUCUCCCUCUCAGUCAUCAGGAAUGCCACCAGCAGCAACUCGUCAUUCACCGUCAGCCGCUGCAAUUCACCAUCACCAUCAUCAUCAGCCACCACCAUCCCAGCCGCACGUAUCCCCACUCACGACGAACAGCAUACCCUCGUCAUCGUCGCCACAGAACCUAUCUCUGACACCAUCCCCCCAAAACCUUUCCAAUUCAUCUGUGGUUCUCAGUCCAGAAGCUGCCGGGGUACCCAGCAAAGUUCCAAAAAUAGAUGUCUGCGAGGCAGUGGACGCACAAUUAUUAUCUCCUAAGGAGAGCACUGUCACCGUUUGCGAUUCGCCCUCCGACAUCCGAAGCAACUCCAUAGCCACCCUCCGCAAUAAAGCCAAGGAGCAUUUAGAAAGUAUAAACAAAGGGUUGACUAUGGUAUAAUGGAUGCUGCUCUGAGGGGCCUGCAGUCCUCGGAAAUUUAUUACAUUUCUCCCGGGAUGAAAUUUCACGGACUCAAUAUAAAUAAUAAAAUAUGACGACAAAUUGUAAUUGUGAAAUAAAUUCCUAGAAUAAGCAAAUUAUAGACUUGAUAAGGCGUAAUGUGUAAUAUUGUCAAUUUAAACGCGUUCAAUAUUAAUUUAUCUCGAUAGCAUGUAGAGUUGCUGUGGGUGCCUGUUAGGGCGGGCCCGGGAUUUUGUUUCCUUUUAAAUUCACUCCACGCAGUGUGCAGUGGGCCGUAAACUGUUCACGUCAAUUGUAAAAAAGCGAAGGAUUCAACCACCUACUACAUUUUAAUUUCGGAACUUCCUUGUAUUUAACGACUUAGAAUUAGAGCAAUCUUCAUGAGCGGAAUUACAAUCUGUUCUAGCAACGUGCAUAUUUUUUUCACAUUUAACCAACACCGUUCCUUGUAAGGUGUGGAACGGGAUAUCCAGUAUAGAUGCUUUCGUAGUUCUAAAUGCCAUUAAGAGGAGGCGCCAGGAAUCAAAACCAUCCAAAUCAAAUAAUAUUCGACUAAAGUUGAUCAAGCCAUAAUGAAAUUGAAGGGUUCUGUUCGCAGACUAAGCUCAAUAAUAAUGAGAAGGAAACACCAACAUAAAAGAAGUUCUCGCACCUAUUUCGGAAUGAUCUGCACAAUCUGAGCAAUCACAUAUCCUCGAUGUUUAACAAUAAUUUAUGUUUUCCGGGGGUACGCGAAAGUCGUGCUUACCCAGAGUACCUUGUGGAAAGGAACAAUUUCUUCUUAUGAAAUCUAGAGUUCAUCAUAAGCUGACAGAGUUUUUAAUUUCCAAAAAUAUUUGACAUUUAGCAGGAUGUGAAUGUUUGCGGCCUGCUGCAUGUAGACUCGAGAAAGUUCAGCGGUGAUUACUUCGUUAACGGUUCAUUUCUUAAGCUUUCCUGCUUUUAAUUUCAUAUUGUAAUUUAGAUAAACAUAAUUAAAACUUA